AUGCAAGUAGACCUGUCGAAGCUACUUAAUGUCUUUUGGGUCGACCAACCCGUCACCUUCCACGGCGGCGCAUCCGCCUUCAUCGACGACUACUUCCGCUGGCGAGUAGGUCGGUCAGCUGAAGACAACCUAGCCAAGAUCCAAUCUGAAGACAUCCCCCGCAUUGAAGCAUGGGCCCGUCGAACCGGGUCCUGCUUCGCAGCAGAGAAAACCGAGCUCAUUCAUAUCACCAGGAAACGAAGCGAACAGCUCCAGGGACAGGUGGCUAUUAACGGGAAGACAGUUGAAGCGUCGCCCACGGCCAAGCUGCUGGGCGUGAUUUUCGACCAGGAGCUUCGCUGGAAAGAACACGUCCAACAAGCGAUCAAACGAGCAAUCAAGGUCAGUAUUGCUUUAGGCGGGCUGCGGCAUUUACGCCCAGAACAGAUGCGACAGCUCUACCAAGCCUCUAAAUCUUCAUCCUCGGGGAUCUGA
Molecule: messenger RNA, 474 nt
Organism: Penicillium griseofulvum
Lineage: Eukaryota; Fungi; Ascomycota; Eurotiomycetes; Eurotiales; Aspergillaceae
Exons: 1
Coding region: 1-474 (157 amino acids)
Source: RefSeq, a predicted model, not a curated record